CUGUCCAGGAUUUCCAUAGUCAAGGUGUUGCUUCCCAGGGAUCAUGAGGAAAUACGGACUGAAAAACGUCUCAGACCUAGUCUUCAAAAACCCCACAGCGUCUGAUGAGGCAAAGAAUGCAGUAAAAAGCCAAGACCCCCACGUUGGGACAGAAGACGAGAAUGCAGAGAGGGGGAACUGGAGCAGUAAGAGAGAGUACAUGCUAUCUAUGAUUGGAUAUGCAGUCGGACUGGGAAAUGUGUGGAGAUUCCCCUAUCUGGCCUACAAGCAUGGAGGGGGGGCGUUCCUGAUUCCAUACGUGAUCAUGCUGUCCAUCGCCGGGCUCCCUCUCUUUUUUCUGGAGAGCUCUUUUGGCCAGUUCUGCAGCCAAGGACCCAUUAACGUGUGGAAAGCUGUGCCAAUUCUGCAGGGUGUGGGAAUUACGAUGAUGCUGGUCAGCACGUUUGUGGCAAUCUACUACAACGUCAUCCUCGCCUACAGUAUCUACUACUUGUUUGCCUCCUUCCAGUAUCCCCUGCCAUGGAGCAACUGCUCGGGCUGGUCGGACAUGGGCUGUAACAUCAACGCGACAGAAUAUUGCAACACAACUUCGUACAAUGGGAGCCUUGUGGCCUUGAACAGGAGUGCAGGGGCUGAUGGGAACCAGAGCUGUCCUGAAGAGCUGAUAGUUAGUACACCAUUACAGACCAUCAGUGAGCAGUACUGGGAUGUGGUGGCUCUGCAGCGCACCAGCAGUAUGGACGAGACUGGGCCAGUGGUGUGGCAUCUGGCUCUCUGUCUGCUGCUGGGCUGGAUCAUGAUUGGAGCAGCUCUCUUUAAAGGCAUUAAGUCCUCAGGGAAAGUGGUGUAUUUCACAGCCACGUUUCCGUAUGCUGUCCUGCUAAUCCUGCUCAUACGUGGCGUCACCCUGGAAGGCGCCAGAAAUGGCAUUGAGUAUUACAUCGGCUCCCAGUCUAACCUCACCAAACUCUCUGAAGCCGAGGUAUGGAAGGAUGCUGCCACGCAGAUCUUCUUCUCGUUAUCUAUUGCCUGGGGUGGUUUAACCGCGCUGGCUUCCUACAACAAGUUUCAUAACAACUGCUACAAAGAUUCCAUCAUAGUGUGCGUCACAAACUGCGGCACCAGCAUCUUUGCUGGCUUUGCCAUAUUCUCCAUCCUGGGGCACAUGGCCCACGUCUACGGGAAGCCAGUUUCAGAGGUGGCACAAGCUGGCUUUGGACUGGCUUUCAUUGCGUACCCUGAUGCCCUCUCCAAACUCCCCAUAUCUCCCCUGUGGUCCAUCCUGUUCUUCUUCAUGCUCAUAACCCUCGGCCUGGACUCGCAGUUCGCUGGAAUAGAGGUCAUCACAACCUGUCUCCAGGACGCCUACCCUAAAUUCCUGAAGUCCAAGCGGGGUCUCAUCACUGUGAUCAUCUGUGUGGUUCUGUUCCUGCUGGGUUUGCCGUGUGUCACUGGGGCAGGUAUAUACUGGGUGAACCUCAUAGACACGUUUGUUGCUGGGUGGAUUCUGCUGGUGGCUGGACUGCUGGAGGUGUUUGGACUGUCCUGUAUUUAUGGUGGCAACCGCUUUAUUAAAGACAUUGAGAUGAUGAUUGGGAACAAGAGUGCCAUCUUCUGGAUCUGGUGGAGAUCUUGCUGGUUUUUCAUCACUCCUUUUGUUCUGCUGGUUAUUCUUGGCUGGUCAGUGUACACCUUCACAGCUCCAACAUACGGCACAGUCGAGUACCCUGAGUGGGGCAUUGCUCUGGGCUGGUGCAUGACUGCCUUCUGCCUGAUGUGGAUCCCCAUUGUGGCCGUCUGGAGGAUUGCCAAAGCCAGCGGAGGCCUCUGGCAGCGUAUCAAAUCCACAUGUGUGCCCACUGAAGACUGGGGUCCGUACCUGGAACGCCACAGGGGUGAGCGGUACGGUCGGCCAGGGACAGACAACAUAAAUGUGUAUGUGAUUUCAAACAAAAAUACCACCAGACUGUAAAAUACAAUUUGUAUUAUUUUAAAGAUUUAUAUUCAGCUUGUUUUGAAGCUGGCAAGUUUACAAUAUUUUAUGGAUUGUACAGUAUCAGCUGUUAAGUCUCCAGUGCACAAUAUUGAUCAUAGAUAUACAGUUAUUAUGUAGUAUUUUAUACCAACAUUCCAUAUAUUUAUCCUGAAUAUGGAACUAAAUAUUGCAAUAUUGGUCUUUUAGUGACCUCUAAGUUUCAUACUAUUCCUUUCUUGGGGAAGAAUGAGAACACAACAUACAGUUCAUUAAAAGAUAGCCUUAAACUUAUACAUACAAAUCCACACAUAUCCAUAUAUAGCACCUAAGGAUUAGUCAAAUAUCCCAUACCAGAUAAAUGUAUCUGCACUGCUUACUAAAUUAGUUAGAGGAACGUAGUUUAAAUUCUACAAAUAUAUUGGUUAUUUUGUGUCAACAUGCCUUUUGUAGUCAUUUAGUCUCCCUGGGCAAGGCUAAAACCACUAUUACAAACUCUACAUAGGACAAGACUUUCAUUGUUUUUUACCAUGUCCAGGAGGGUAAAAAAAUCACUGCCAGACUCAGACCGGCCGUUUAAUUAGGGGGAGAGGAGAUUAGAAAUAAAUCUAUGCUGAUGAGUGUGGUGGUCUGAAAGUGAGGUGUGUUCAGGGAAAUUUCUGGCGUGUUGCUAUUUUAGCAGCAAAAAACACAGGUGCUCCACUGACUGAUUUGAACCCUGACAACAUUCAAACAGUAAGACAUCAUUUCUAUUCCUAUUUUGGCCAUGCAGGUGCGAAGCGAGCUCUGUGCACACUCAAUGUGCAUAUACCACCACUCGUUACACGCACACAAAGAACGCGUGUGAGUUUCUUCUGAUGAUCGCGUAGAAGUGCUGCGCUGUUAAAAUACCAAUCUGCCAAAGUCAAAGUGCACCUGGCUCUUAAGGGGAAUGACAAAUCACACACUGAUUGGUUUAUUGUACGUUACGCCCAAAACACACCCAUGCUUAAUUAAGAUAAUUAUAAAAUAUAAAUUGCCUUUUCUGUGUUUUAAGCCGUACAAGGCAUAUUUUUUGCAUUUUUUUUGCAUGCCAAAAGACACACGACACGCCCUAAAUCCAGCUGCACGGUGCACGGUUGAUGGCUCGCCUAUAGAUCGGUAAAAUAGGGCCUAUAAAGUUUGGCUUAGGUUUGAGCAGUACAUCCGUAAUAAGUAAACUCAAACCUUUCCAAAUAGUUAAUGGAUAAGGAUGAUCUUAUGUUAUCAUAAAAGUAUUGAUCUUAUUUUAUUGUAGUCAAUCAUGACUACUAGAAGGAAGUUUAGUUUAUGGCCUUUUUUUAAGAGCAUUCAGCAUCAUUGAGUUAAUAACUGAAACAUGUUUAUGUAUAUGUCUUUCAGAAAACCACUAAAAUGAAAAUGACAAAAAUUUUAUUGUCACUUGUUCACUCAAAAGCCCAAUAUUGCAAUGACAUUCAUGUCCAUGAGUGUAUGUAAAUCUCUGACCACAACUGUACGACUCUAGCACCUUUUCUGUGGUGCUGUCUGUAUUUUGUAUUUUGUUUGUUUUUAGUAGGCAUGUAUAUUAAGUAGUGCUGUACAUUGUAUAUGAUAGCAAGCUUUUGUUUCAUUUUUCAAUUUCAUCUUGUAUUUUUUGUAAUAUGAAAAGUGUGAUCUAUUGAAGAAUCAGUUGUAAAUUAUCAGUGUUUGGGGUAAAUUUAGGAGGAUUUUUUUUCUAAGUUUCCUUAUGUUAAAUGUCAUUUUUCUUUAAAUCAUCAGAACACAAAUACUUCAGUUGUUUGAAAUUUGUAAUAAAAAUGGAUACAAAUAAUUUUUGACCAGAACUCUUUUGACUAGACUGCUUCAAAGUUUUCAUAUGUUUGCCUUUUCAUUCCAUAAAAACUUGAUU
This is a messenger RNA of Astyanax mexicanus (Mexican tetra), 3860 nucleotides long. RefSeq names its product solute carrier family 6 member 14 (gene slc6a14). Gene Ontology annotation, molecular function: L-proline transmembrane transporter activity. The transcript has 14 exons. Gene Ontology annotation, cellular component: membrane. The coding region runs from base 44 to 1972 and encodes 642 amino acids. Gene Ontology annotation, biological process: sodium ion transmembrane transport. NCBI's taxonomy places the organism in Eukaryota, Metazoa, Chordata, Actinopteri, Characiformes, Acestrorhamphidae. The record is from RefSeq and is a predicted model, not a curated record.